Molecule: messenger RNA, 3739 nt
Organism: Chara braunii
Lineage: Eukaryota; Viridiplantae; Streptophyta; Charophyceae; Charales; Characeae
Source: the annotation of a GenBank genome assembly
AAAGGUCAUUUUUUACCUUUAAUUUUUCUUCUUUGGUUUCAUAUGGUUUUCGGGCCUUUGAUGGAGAGGCUUUGUUCCUGAAGACAGUUUUAAAUUUGGUGCAGAGAGUCAAUUGCUCUGUAAUUCCAUCGUAUCUCUCAAAUGCGACGGGACCUUUUAUGACGACGAGGCAGAUGAACAAUUGCCAGUCUGGAGAGUGAGGGUGAGGCACAUGAAGUCUGGGGGUACUCCUGAAGACAGUUUUAAAUUUGGUGCAGAGAGUCAAUUGCUCAGGAAUUCCAUCGUAUCUCUCAAAUGCGACGGGACCUUUUAUGACGACGAGGAAGAUGAACAAUUGCCAAAGUCUGGAGAGUGAGGAGGGUGAGGCACAUGAAGUCUGGGGGUACUCCUUUCCCUGUGCUCUCUGCUCUUGAGCAUAUUAGUUGUUUGUUUGGUAGGGCUGCUUCUGCGCUGCCUGCGCAUUGACCGGUGGUUGCCAUGUAGGGGAUGCUCCCCAACUGAUUAAUAUAGUGGAGUGCACGUCUUGUCGCGCAUGAUAUAGAUCUUCUUUUCUCCUUCCUUUUUUUUUUCUUUUUUUUUUUCUUUUGUAAUUUUGAGAUCCUGUCUAGCGGGCAGGAGUCUUGCCACCAGGAUCACCCGCGAGGAACCAAACUUCUCUUUCAAUCACUCUUUUUUUUCUUAUGUACAGAUACUAGGUCCCAUUGCAUUUGUCAAGCGAUCGAUCGAUCGAUUCCACAGUUCUGAAGCUUUUCAUUUCGUCAAAGAUUACAAAGAGUGGGAAGAGGAGCUGAGAAAAAGUGGAGCACGGUGGUGAUCAGUCACCGGAGUGGCGGGAAUGAUAAUUUAAAACCAUGACAAUGGUUAACGGUCUGAGCCGUUUGGUCCUGGGUGGGUCGUCUUUUGCCAAGGUUUCGAGGAGGGAGAUGGAAAAGGGGAGAGGGAGUCUCCGGCUUCCGGUCUCUUUCUUGCUAGUGUUUGAAUUCUUGCAAUGCUGCAAUUCACAUGCGGAGGGCAGGUGGUACUAAGCGCUAUCAUCAUUUAGCGCUAGCAUGUGUCGGUGUCAGUUCUCGGGAUGUUGUCGGCCCGGAAUCAAGUCAGACGGUACACUAUUGCAGUGCCGGACGGAAGGAUGGAAGGAUGAUUUCCAUUCCGGGAGUCACGGUGGCCUUAAUAUGGCCUACACACUGAUCUUCAGCUGCUGGGUAGACAGCAAGUGUUGACAAAGCAGACAGUGCCGGACGGCACUUAAUUGUAGGUAUGUUGCAAUUAUACAAAGUAUGAUAAACAUGUUGUCGAGGCGGCAUGAGUCUGCACUCCUGACUGAGUCUGGUGGCCUCGUAAAGAUGGACAUCAUGUGUACCCAUGGAAGAAGUAUGGAGGGGUGGAUUUUCGCUCGCUGUGGCUUGGCAGUCACUGACCGAUCUGGAGGCGCCAGGCACGACAAGUGUUGACAUGGCAGAUGCUGCGUAAUGCAGGCAUAUUGCAAUAUCAACGUGUUGUCGCGAAGAUGCAGAUGCCGCACUCCGGAGACUUAUGAUUUCGCCUGCACCGUGAUGGUCGAUUGAGGUACGGACCUUCACUUGCUAUGGCUUGGCCUACUAGACAUUGUUGAUUCGGAAUCGGAUCUGCGCCUGCCUGUUAUGAUCUGUUACAAUGGGGAAGGUCCACUCGGCAGAGGCCUGACUAAUUGGGGCGUGUAUGUUGCAAGGUAAGUGUGUCGCUGAGACGGCAGACGCUGCACUCUCCAGAGACUGGUGCUCUCAUAUGGAUACAUACACGGCCAUACAUCGAUCGACACUCGUGGUCGGAGUGUCCCGCCCACUUUUGGCUGAGGAAAUUAUAGCUCCCACUUUUGUAAUUCGCGGUUGCAAUUAUAGCGGGUGGAUGAGAGGAUGGGUGCCGCCGCAGCUACCUUCGCUAGCUAACUAUUAUGGGAGUGUAUGGUCCAUCGCAGUGACUGCGAUGACGUACCAUAUAAUGGUGUCAAUCUCAAUGUCACCUUUCCAUUAUAGUAGUGAGGAGUUUGUGGAUACUGACUUCACCACAUAGACUUGCUGGUUAGUGUUCAGGACUUGGAGAGAAUGAGGAGCGGCACGUAGACUUCUUGGAAAUCGACUGCUGCAUCGAGACUCGGACGUUUCAGUUGGUACCGUGACCGCCUCAAGGACUUUGUCCAGGAGCGGCACAUAGGUUAGAGAGAGGGUGAUGGUUGACGGCCUCCUCGAGGAGGAGGAGGAGGAGGAAUUGUUGCUUGUGUUCAAAUUAUUCGUUGAGCAUUGUGCCGGUCGAGCGUUGUGGAUAUCUGGGAUCAUCGGGGGAAGGCGAUGAAGGACUUGGAGGAGAAGGCGGUUGCAAUGUGUAGCACUAGCGGUCCCUUCUCCCCCCUUCCUUGAGCCUUCCACUCGCAGUCCAAGAGGAUCACUGCAGGAGAGGGUGCACGUCGGAACUCCUCACAUGGUGGAACACCUCACUAGCAAUUUUGUGCCGUCAGUUGCUGAUGGCUGCCAUGCUUUUUUUUUUUCUUUUCCCCUAAGACGCCUAAAUCUACGAGAGUUGUAGAAUUUUUCUCAUUUACGUCCAGCGGAGUUCGAACUCGGGCCAGGUCUGUAUUUCAACAGUUCAGGGGUGUGCCCACUGAGCUAGGCAAGUUGGUCUAACUAUAUGCACAGAAAUGGUCUGAUGAUAUGUUGUCAACGUAAAUUUCGUCAUUAAGUAAUUAAGUAAUAAUGAUAGAAUUAAUGUAGACUUAUAACAGGAUAUUAUUAUUAUUAUUAUAUUAUGGUCCCGCUCCAGAAGGUAAUAAUGCAGGUCACAAGGCCCUUAUAUAUGUACAUAUAUACCUGAUGAGUCGGUGAAACUCCGACGAAACAGUUUGUCACAGCCCCUCGUUUGUUGUCCUCUUCUCCCUCUCUGCCUACGGUUUACCGGGCAGUUCUAUUUGACGAUAUAUAUAUACGAUAUAUAUACAUAUAUGUGCCAGAUUUGAUGGCUUUUGAUGGGGUCGGAACCUAUACACUCUGUACAGUUUUUCUUCUUCCGUGGCUCUGCCGUGGGUGGGUGAUAGCCUGCUUUGAAUUAAGUCAUGGGUACACAGAGACGGAAAAAAAAAAAAAAAAAAAAAAAAAAAAAAAAAAAAAAAAAAACCGGCAGUAGUUGGUGCCCACCUGCGAUUGAGGGUAAGAAGGGAUUAUCGCGUAGUACAGAGCGGUCAUCUGUUAAGGGGCUUCACAGACUCUAGAGUCUUGAGGGUUCAGCCUCGUGACGGGUUUAGCUUGGCGAAAUCUCCUGGAGACGGUCUGCCAAAGCCCGUCCAUCUUUUUCAUCUCCUCCUCCUCUUGGGUACCGGUGCACCGAGCAGAUCUGUGCUGGUCGGAGCUCCUUGAGACUCUAUAUUAUGUGUAUAUAUAUAUAUAGUAUAUACGUACGUGAUGCGAUGCAGCUUCGGCUUACAUGUGGAAUCAUGGAUGCUUAUACUACACACAGUAUAGUCUCCUCCUUUAUGUAUGACAUAGACAUAGAUUCAGACAUUCAUAUAUAAUAUUAUUCGCUUUGGAAUCCUUUACUAAGUCUUGCUAGUGAAGCCUCCGACUGUCGACUGCCCUCCCUCUCAUAGCUUGCUUGCAUACACAGUCUCACCCUUAGCCAGUCAAUCUCUGGGCAACAUUCAUCAAUUUGUCGACUUUCAGUUGCCGAUGGUCAUUUGUUCUUCUCAGUGAUGAAUUCCAAGUGUCCCGACCGA